AUGAAUAAUGACCUCAGCCUGUCAAGGGCUCUAGGCGGUCUACGCAUAGCAAACCCGGACGAUGCCAAUUCCAGUCCUUCUCAAGAACCUCACACCGAAACCGAUGCGCCCAUAACACCUCAAUUAAGCUCCGAUCCCACCUCCGGGCCCGACUCACAUACGAGGCUAGCCAGAUCACAAACCGCCGAGUCGGCGUUAAGCAUAGCUGGCUUGCAAGCGGAAUCCCAGAGCCAACUCUCUGCGUAUGCACAGAACGGAGCUUUGCCGUAUUCGAACCCGUCUUCGCGCCCUACGUCAGCCAUGUAUAAUGCAACAACAGCGGCAGGACGUGACCAGGCCGCGAACUCAUAUCACAUACUGAGAACCGAACCGUCGAGAACCCCUGCGUAUAACACACCGAACAAAAGCGACACGACAAGGUCACCUCUAGAAUACUCUCCUAAUGUUCCCACCCGUGAAUCGAGCCAUAGAGAGCGAGCCUACAAUCAAAACCGCCAAAUGCCCACAGCAGCCGGAACCGGUCCACUACCUCCUAGAAGGAGCUCAAAAGGUAAAGGUAUGGCUGGUGGUUACGCCCAAAUUGCUGGUGUUCCCAUGGCACCUGAACCUCGUGGACUUGGACCAGACAUGCAGAUAUCACAAGGCAGUGAAGAAUGGAAGGAUCGGGGGGCUGCAGUGUCUAUGCGCAAAGAGGUCGACGCCAACGGGAAGACUAUCAUGAAGCCUGUGAAGAAAGGAGUACGCGAUUUCUCCUUUGGCCGGGUUCUGGGGGAGGGCUCAUACAGCACUGUAUACCUUGCAACGGAUCGGCAAACCCUCAAAGAAUACGCGAUAAAGGUCCUCGAAAAGAAGCACAUUAUCAAGGAGAGAAAGAUCAAAUACGUCAAUAUCGAGAAGGACACGCUUAACCGACUUACAGAACAUCCCGGCAUUGUACGACUCUACUAUACCUUCCAAGACGAGAAUUCCUUGUAUUACGUUCUGGAUCUAUGCAAUGGGGGCGAGCUUCUGGGGGUCCUGAAAAAGACGGGCACCUUCGACGUAGAGUGUUCGAGGUUCUUUGGAGCUCAGAUAUUGGACUCUAUCGAGUACAUGCACUCUCGCGGCGUGAUCCACCGAGAUUUGAAACCCGAGAACGUGCUGUUGGACGAUCAGUUGCAUGUCAAGAUUACGGAUUUCGGGACGGCAAGGUUGUUGAAUGAUCCAAGAGCGCCGCAAGCCCCUCCGAGGAUCGAGGAUACCGGUACUAGCUCUGGAGGGAAGGGCCAGGAUGACAAUCGAGCAGCUUCAUUUGUUGGGACCGCCGAGUAUGUCAGUCCGGAACUGCUCACCAACAAGAAUGCCUGCAAGGCCAGCGACUUGUGGGCCUUUGGUUGUAUUAUCUAUCAGCUGUUGGCAGGCCGGCCACCAUUCAAAGGUGGCUCCGAGUAUCUGACUUUCCAAAAGAUCGUCGGUCUCGAAUACGACUUCCCUGCGGGCUUCCCACCAGCAGCCCGCGAUCUCGUGGAGCGGUGCCUAGUGUUAGAUCCGGCUCGAAGGAUUACAAUCGAGCAUAUCAAGAAUCACGAAUUCUUCGAUGGCCAACAAUUUGGCAAGAUGCUGUGGAGGUCAAAGGCGCCCCGCUUACGUCCCUAUGUUCCACCAUCCCAAGAACCCAAAGUCAUCAACCUUAAUGGGAUGUCUGGCAUUUCACAAUCCACGUCAGCAUCCAGACCUCAUACGGGAGGGAACGGUCCCAACGGCGGCUCGCGAGCACCGGGGAGGAUCAUCACUGAUAUUCCCCCGCCGUCCCAGUUAGAUAUCGAAUGGUCCCCGGUAUUGACAAAGACGAACGAAAGAAUACUACGGCUUGGCGACCUUAUGGUUAUGUCUUCACCAAUACCCAACAGCCCACACGUCAAGGGCGAAGAAGGGCACCGGAAGUUCGCACGUUUCUUUGGUGGCAGCACAACCAAGAAGAGGCAAAGGCUUGUCAUGAUAACAUCUAGCGGAAGGAUCGUGCUCGCUCCAGCAGGCGGUGAAGAAAAGAAGGCGAAACAGGAGAUCUCGCUUCUGGCCCCUGACUGCUCAUGGAAAACCCAGAUCGAUGCCAAAGGACAGGCGAUCUGGAGUGUCGAUUCGGGUGGUUAUCAUUACACAUUUGAGGAUGCCAAAGCGCCUUCAUCUCUCGAUCCACCACGACCUUGUCCCGAUGACUGGCUCGAAUCUAUGCAGCAAGCCAAGGACUUUGCGCUUUCAAUGAACCAUUCCGGGUCUUACGCUGGUGACAAUGGGUUUGGAGACAUGUCAUCGUCAAUGUCCAGUCCGGCCAGCACCUUUGAUCCAGACAACUACGGUAUUAGCGAUAGGUACCACCAUCGCAGUCAUGCGAGCAAAAGCCAAAUGAGCCUGGACGAGACGACGAGCACGAAACGCAACCGUUUCAGCAAGCGACAAUCCAAGCAAGGACUGGGUUCGGCUUUCUAG
Molecule: messenger RNA, 2466 nt
Organism: Anthostomella pinea
Lineage: Eukaryota; Fungi; Ascomycota; Sordariomycetes; Xylariales; Xylariaceae
Source: the annotation of a GenBank genome assembly